Paramuricea clavata is the source of this 604-nucleotide messenger RNA. Lineage: Eukaryota; Metazoa; Cnidaria; Anthozoa; Malacalcyonacea; Plexauridae. The record is from the annotation of a GenBank genome assembly.
AUGGCCGAAAAAGAAGAGUUGACUCGAAAGAAAAGAUGUCGAAACGGACAUAGAACCUCAGCGAAACGAAUUAUGGCGUCUAUAGGCGAAACUCUUAUGAGUGUGGCGGAGAAAUCGCAGUUAACUCCGCAUAUUGCGAAGUUAAAACAACAAAAGUCAACACUCGAAGCGAAGUUGAAAUCACUCCGAGAGCAAGAUGAAGCUAUUUUGGCGCUGGUAAGUGUAGAGGACAUAGAGUUAGAGAUUGAGCAAGGGGAUAUUUCACGAGAGAAAAUCGAGUCUGUUAUUAUUGAAGUACAAAUGGCUUUAGAUGAAUAUGAGAAAUCAAGUACUACACAACUGAAUACUGAAAACAAUGUCAUAACCCCAGUUACCCCUACGCAACCCACUACAUCCAUAACAGGGAAUAAUUCAGAAACUGCCAGUAACCAUGGUGACAACAGUAUACAAGCUGACCCUUCAAAUUUCAUGAAUAAUUACACCAAAAUACCCACAGUAAAGUUGCCAAAGUUAAAUCUUAGGGCAUUUCGGGGAGAUCCCACAUCUUGGGCGACAUUCUGGGAUACUUUUGAGUCGUCAAUUCACAACAAUCCCACACUAUCAA